This is a messenger RNA of Phascolarctos cinereus (koala), 390 nucleotides long. Lineage: Eukaryota; Metazoa; Chordata; Mammalia; Diprotodontia; Phascolarctidae. The record is from RefSeq and is a predicted model, not a curated record.
CAUCUAAAUAGAGUCUGAGGAAUGCUGGUAGCCUGGGGAGGAUUAUUUCUUGUUCUUCCUGUCUUACCUGCUGGUAAAGUCCACGCUCAGGAAAGUGAAGAAGAGAUGCUGACUCAGGAAGAGUCUGUGGCUGAGAACCAGCUUCCUGAUCUCCCUUUCAUGGAUGCAGAGGGCUCUGAUAUAAUAGCUUCAGAUCCUCAGCAGAGAAAGAACAUUGUCUGUUACUGUCGAUCCAGCUGCCUUAGCCGGGAAUUGUCUUCUGGGUCAUGCUGUAUCUCUGGUGUAUAUUACCGACUGUGCUGUAGAUAACUCAAAGAACUUCAUUAACCAGCUCCAGCAUCCAGUAGAGAAUCACUAUUGAUCCUUGUAAUUCCCUUUCUGUAGCCCCAA